Molecule: messenger RNA, 2370 nt
Organism: Condylura cristata (star-nosed mole)
Lineage: Eukaryota; Metazoa; Chordata; Mammalia; Eulipotyphla; Talpidae
Gene: MTO1
Product: mitochondrial tRNA translation optimization 1
Exons: 12
Coding region: 129-2207 (692 amino acids)
Biological process (GO): tRNA methylation; tRNA wobble uridine modification
Cellular component (GO): cytosol
Molecular function (GO): flavin adenine dinucleotide binding
Source: RefSeq, a predicted model, not a curated record
GUAGACGUGCUACGCCAUGACAUCAGAGCAAGAUGGCUGCGCCCUGAAGACUUUGCUCCUGUAGCCUAAGUUUAUGCGCCUUGCUAGCGUCAGGGUCAAUAUCCCACAGAUUCUGCUGUCCUCCAACCAUGUUCUCCCUCCGAGGUUGUAGUCGCUCGGUCGCGGCUUCACUAGCCAAACAGCACCUUCCAUUGGCCCUAUUCAAUGCUGACAGCGCGGCUCCCCGCACUCCACACUUCGACGUGGUAGUAGUCGGCGGAGGACACGCCGGGAGCGAGGCAGCGGCCGCUGCCGCUCGGUGCGGCUCCCGGACUUUGCUACUCACGCACCGCGUGGACACGAUCGGUCAGAUGUCCUGUAAUCCUUCCUUUGGUGGCAUUGGAAAGGGGCAUUUAAUGAGGGAAAUCGAUGCCUUGGAUGGCCUGUGUUCUCGAAUCUGUGACCAGUCUGGUGUACAUUACAAAGUGUUAAACCGACGUAAAGGACCAGCUGUUUGGGGUCUAAGAGCUCAAAUUGAUAGGAAACUCUACAAACAGAAUAUGCAGAAAGAAAUCCUAAAUACCCCACUGCUUACUGUUCAGGAGGGAGCUGUUGAAGACCUCAUUCUUACAGAACCAGAACCGGAGCAUAUGGGAAAAUGUCGUGUCAGUGGUGUUGUUUUGGUGGAUGGAAGCACAAUAUAUGCAGAGAGUGUGAUUCUGACUGCUGGGACCUUUCUGAGAGGGAUGAUUGUAAUUGGAUUGGAGAUGCAUCCAGCGGGUCGGUUAGGAGAUCAGCCUUCCAUAGGAUUAGCUCAGACUCUGGAGAAAUUGGGGUUUGUUGUGGGAAGACUGAAGACUGGGACUCCACCCCGAAUUGCCAAAGAGUCCAUUAAUUUCAACAUUCUAAACAAGCAGAUACCAGAUAACCCAUCUGUACCAUUCAGCUUUAUCAAUGAAACAGUGUGGAUUAAGCCAGAAGAUCAGCUUCCAUGUUAUUUGACUCAUACCAACCCUAGAGUGGAUGAGAUUGUCCUGGAGAACCUUCAUCUGAACAGUCAUGUUAAAGAAACUACAAGAGGACCUCGAUACUGUCCCUCCAUUGAAUCAAAGGUUUUACGUUUUCCAAACCGUUUACAUCAGGUUUGGUUGGAACCUGAAGGAAUGGAUUCUGACCUCAUCUACCCCCAAGGGCUGUCUAUGACUCUACCAGCUGAGUUACAAGAGAAAAUGAUCACAUGCAUCAGAGGCCUGGAGAAAGCUAAGAUGAUUCAGCCAGGUUAUGGUGUUCAGUAUGAUUACUUCGACCCCCGUCAGAUCACUCCUUCUCUUGAGACUCAUUUGGUGCAACGGCUCUUUUUUGCUGGACAGAUAAAUGGCACUACUGGUUAUGAGGAAGCCGCAGCUCAAGGUGUGGUAGCUGGAAUCAAUGCAAGCCUCCGGGUCAGAUGCAAGCCUCCUUUUGUUGUUAGCCGAACAGAAGGCUACAUAGGAGUUUUAAUUGAUGACCUCACCACCCUGGGCACCAAGGAACCGUACCGCAUGUUUACCAGCCGAGCAGAAUUCCGUUUGUCACUGCGCCCAGAUAAUGCUGACAGCAGGCUCACUUUUCGAGGGUACAAGGAAGCUGGCUGUGUAUCCAAACAAAGAUAUGAAAGAGCUUCUUGGAUGAAAUCUUCUUUAGAAGAAGGCAUUUCUGUGCUAAAAUCUAUUGAGUUUUCAAGUUAUAAAUGGAAACAGUUAAUCCCAGAGGCUUCUAUAAGUACUAGCAAAAGUCUUCCUGUCAGCGCUCUAGAUGUUCUGAAAUAUGAGGAAGUUGACAUGGAAUUGUUGGCCAAGGCUGUUCCAGAGCCCUUGAAGAAGUAUGCUAAAACUAGAGAACUAGCUGAAAGACUAAAAAUAGAAGCCACUUAUGAAUCGGUGUUGUUUCAUCAGCAACAAGAAAUAAAAGAAGUUCAACGAGAUGAAGCCCUCCAGUUGCCAGAAGACCUAGAUUAUUUAACACUUAGAGAUGUUUCUUUAUCCUGUGAAGUUAGAGAGAAGCUACAUUUCAGUCGCCCUCAGACGAUUGGGGCUGCUAGUCGUAUACCUGGAGUGACACCUGCUGCCAUCAUCAAUUUGCUAAGAUUUGUGAAGACCACUCAGCAAAGACAGGCAGCUAUGAAUGAAUUGACCAAGUCUGAACAAAGCUUAUGUGAUAAAGACAGAUUUGAAGAGAGACAGUUAUAGAUAAUGGGAUAAGAAGUAUUUACAAUGUGCAUAUGUUAAAAUAACCUUAGAUUAUUAUGGGCUUGUCAUUAGUUUAUGAAAAGGAUGAAGAUUAUAAUUGUCCUGGAAAUGCCAAUUGAGGUGUCUGGCCUUUUUGUACAUCUGAAAAAUAAGUAAUAAACUC